This is a messenger RNA of Aspergillus piperis CBS 112811, 428 nucleotides long. RefSeq lists its product as uncharacterized. Bases 34 to 387 code for a protein of 117 amino acids. The record is from RefSeq and is a predicted model, not a curated record. The transcript has a single exon. NCBI's taxonomy places the organism in Eukaryota, Fungi, Ascomycota, Eurotiomycetes, Eurotiales, Aspergillaceae.
CUCGUGGCUAAAACAUACUGUGUAGUUUACUGUAUGGACUCCUCUAUUAUCACCACACUAUCCCCACUAGUUCCAAGUCAUAUAAGUCAAACCCACCCCCCUGUCCGUCAAUAUCUAAUAGUCCGUCGAUACUAUAAUACCGUCUCCGAUACUCCGUGCGGAUCACAGGAGUUGCAGGAAGUGCACUUUCAUAGAGGAAAGAGAAAAUCACGUCGUGUCGAUAUCCUUGAGGAAAAAGAAAUCGAAGCUCAGAACUUCCCUCCAUCCCUUUCUAAUUAUCAAUAUGGUUUUUUCCUUUUGCUUCUCCCUUUUCUCUUCCAAUUGCUAAUGAGCGUAUUUCCGGUAGUUAACACUAGAUCGAUGAGUUGGCAGAGUAAGAUUUGGUAGUUGUUCGUUAGACUUGCAGGCGAUGCAGCUCUACACCAAUC